Messenger RNA from Fusarium tjaetaba, 2541 nucleotides. Its product is annotated as GTPase activating. The transcript is spliced from 3 exons. Gene Ontology annotation, biological process: activation of GTPase activity. The coding region runs from base 1 to 2541 and encodes 846 amino acids. NCBI's taxonomy places the organism in Eukaryota, Fungi, Ascomycota, Sordariomycetes, Hypocreales, Nectriaceae. Gene Ontology annotation, molecular function: GTPase activator activity. The record is from RefSeq and is a predicted model, not a curated record.
AUGCCGCAGCACGAUUCUGGGGCAGCUGAUGCCCCGCCACAGCAGCCCUCGCGACGAUCUGCGUCACCCUCAAACAGUCUCUAUGCGCUGAGCGAUGAUGAGGAGGGCGAGUACAACACUAUUAGAAAUGUCGAGACUGGAAGAGGUGUGAAGCUUCUCUUUUCCAAGAGCAAGGUUUAUGUUCACCCAACACCCUCCUCAAAGGACAACAUCCCAGGAUAUAUCGCACUCCUCCAGCAGCGAGGUCAUCACGAAGAGCGCCCUACUUCAUCCGCUUCCAAUGAAUCAGCGUCGAUCGCCUCCUCGGAUCUACUUCUCGCAUGGAUUCCCGAAUCUGCCCUUGGAGAUUCCGCCAGCAUCUACGUCAAGGUUGACCUUUGCGAUGGAGACUCGCCCCCGAAACAGUCUUACCUUGUUCCUCCCCCGCCGACUGUCACUAGCCAUGUUGGAUCUGUCGGUGGAUAUGCGUUUGCGAUUCCCGUGAGCGCCGUCUAUUCGCUCCUUGUUCGGCCUCCGAGCCUUGGCUGGUGGUAUGGAUCCGUCAUCAUCAACUCCCGUGCGGGCGACAGCUUUCCUGCCCUUUUCUUCCAUGACAAUGAGUGCCAAAGCACGAUCCUUCAAAAGAAGAAGAUUGCGCGUGAUACAUUUGAUCCUUUUGGAGAAUCUGGACAGAUGUUCUGGGGUGGCGAUGAGGUUGUGAAGUGGCUACGUCGUUACGUCAAGAUUGAGCGAUCUGGUGCUGAACCUAACAUUUACUUGAUCGAGCCAUCAAAGGAGGACAGCGAAGCAUUCGGUCACAAACUCACUUCCAGCCCAUCGCAAAUUGGUCGUCAGGAUAGCAAUGUGGGAGCACAGCGCGGCGCUGCAGGACCGUCAAAUCGAGAUGCAGAGAUGGAUCCUUUCGUCAAGUUGAUCAAAGAAACUGGAUGGAAUAUUAUGGAGAAAUUCAGCAAAGUAACCACCUUCACGCGGAGAGCGGCUCAAGAUAUUGUCGAGAAUCCCAACUUACCGCCACAAGUAAGGCGGCUCUUGAGAAAUCCUGAAGUUCAGACUCUUCAAGACGAGUUUGACAGCGCCAGAAUCUAUCUCGCUCGCUGGGCUAUGGGCAUCCAGGAGCAGAGCGACCGCGAUCGGAGACAGAGGAUAUGGUCUGCUAAUGAUGUCAUGGAGCUUGAGGAUACUGAUGUUGGCGAGUUUGAACUUCUCGAAGGAGCCAGCAACCUUUCACUUGAGGAACGCCGAAAGACUGUGACAAUGAAGGAGUGGAAUACGUUCUUCGACCCUCAAACUGGCCGGUUAUCGAUCACUAUCGAUGAGGUCAAGGAGCGUGUCUUUCACGGAGGUCUUGACCCUGAGGACGGUGUUCGAAAGGAAGCAUGGCUUUUCCUUCUUGGCGUCUAUGAGUGGUACAGCACUGCUGAUGAGAGAAAGGCGCAAAUUGCCUCACUACGUGACCAGUACUACAAGCUCAAGCUUUCGUGGUGGGAGAGACUCGAAGGUGAUGGAGGUGAGGGCGACACUGGAGAGUGGUGGCGCGAGCAAAAGGGACGAAUCGGUAAGUCGCUCUCCAUCUCUCAGCCCUUGUCUCCCGAGGGGUAUACUAACAGUUUGUCUACAGAAAAGGAUGUCCACCGAACAGAUCGCAAUGUGCCCAUUUUCAUGGGCGAGGAUAUCCCCCACCCUGACCCAAGCUCACCUUUUGCCGAAGUUGGCACCAACGUCCACCUUGAGCAGAUGAAGGAGAUGCUCCUGACUUACAACGAGUACAAUAAGGAUCUAGGCUAUGUUCAGGGCAUGUCAGAUCUGUUGGCACCAAUCUACGCUGUGAUUCAGGACGACGCCGUUGCAUUCUGGGGUUUCCAGAAGUUCAUGGAGCGCAUGGAACGCAACUUUCUGCGUGAUCAGUCUGGCAUGCGCAACCAGCUUCUGACUCUGGACCAACUGGUUCAGUUCAUGGACCCAGCACUUUGGAACCAUCUGCAAAAGGCGGACAGCACCAACUUUUUCUUCUUCUUCCGCAUGAUACUUGUUUGGUAUAAGCGGGAGUUUGCUUGGCUUGACGUUCUUCGAUUAUGGGAGGGAUUGUGGACUGAUUAUAUGAGUGCGAACUUCCAUCUCUUUAUUGCCCUGGCGAUUCUUGAGAGACACCGAGAUGUUAUUAUGGAGCACUUGCAACAUUUUGAUGAGGUGCUCAAAUAUGUCAAUGAACUCUCAAACACAAUCGAUCUUGAGGCGACCCUGAUCCGGGCAGAAACUCUCUUCAAGAGGUUCCAGCGUCUUGUUGAUGCUGUCGACAAGAAACAGAACUUCCCAGCUCCUCGGUUCAACCAGAAGGAACCCUCAAAAUCUUCUGAGCAGACCGAAUCAGGACCAUCCAAGGGCGGUAAGGCAUCCAACAAGGGCAAAGCUGCUGAGCCAGCGGCGCCUCCGCCCCAGCCAAAGACGAUUACACCUGAGUUGCGCAAACUAUUAAGCAAGGAGGUAGAAGUGCUCCCGAGGAGAACGGUUGCGCAAAAGGGCGAUGGCAUGCCAAACAAAUGA